CUGCAGUUGACGUCACAAGGGCCGGCACACGAUGAGGUGGAUUUCGAGUUCUUGGGGAAUUCUUCCGGGCAGCCAUACACCGUGCACACGAAUGUUUACACGCAAGGCGCAGGCAAUAGAGAGCAGCAAUUCCGGCUCUGGUUCGACCCGACUGCAGCUUUCCACAAAUACACUAUUCUUUGGAACCCACAACGUAUAAUCUACAUGGUGGACAACAUCCCGAUUAGGGUGUUCAACAACUACGCGAAUUACAGUGUUCCGUACCCAAGCAGCCAGCCCAUGAAGAUGCAGUGCAGCCUUUGGAACGCGGACGAUUGGGCCACGCAGGGCGGGCGGGUGAAGACGGAUUGGGCCCAAGGCCCAUUUACGGCCACCUACCGUAAUAUCAACAUAAAUGGCUGUGUAGUGAGCGGGUCCUGGAACUCCUGCAAUAAUGGGUCCGUGAGUAGUAGUAAUCAGACUUGGCAAACGCAGGGCUUGGACGCCAAAGGGAGGAAACUAAUCCGGUGGGUCCAGGAUAAUUUUAUGAUCUACAAUUACUGUAGUGACGCCAAAAGGUUCCCCAAAGGCCGUCCCAAGGAGUGCCGGCUCCCCAGGUUCUAA
Messenger RNA from Striga asiatica, 603 nucleotides. The record is from the annotation of a GenBank genome assembly. NCBI's taxonomy places the organism in Eukaryota, Viridiplantae, Streptophyta, Magnoliopsida, Lamiales, Orobanchaceae.